UUGUUCUUCACUGGUUGUUAUUCUAUCUAUCUCUCUGGGUGCGGCGUCUGUCUCCAUGGUAAAUAAACAUGGCGGUGUCUGGAAAACAUCCAAUUUUGUCUUCCACACCACUGCAGGUCCUGUUCUACCUCAACAGCUGGUAUUUUGCUGCCUACUUCCUUGCUGAGGUUCUGAUGUUUGUUUACAAAGGAUUGUUGUUACCAUACCCACUAGCAAGUCUCACGUUGGAUGUUGGGCUACUACUUGUUUUCCUGGGCCUUGAGUCCCUCCGAAUAUUUUACGGUUGGAAGGGGAACUUAACAGAGCGUUCUCUGGCCAUGUCAGUGAGUGUGCUCGUCCUGGUGCCGUGCACAGUGCUGUCUGUGUACUACCUGAUGCUGCAGACCUUCGUCCUGCGCCUGGAGUUCAUCCUUAAUGCUGUGUUACUCUGCUUCUACAGUCUGGAGAUGCUGCUAGGAAUCAUGUCCAUAUCUGCUUUCUCCAGGUCAAAGGUGUACUGAGGAAGAGGAAUGCUGCAAUGUUCCACAUCGUUUAAAGAGGAAUGAAGAAAACGUUUUCACCAGGAUUGUUAUGUGAACAUAUUUAAAUCCCACAUGUUGUAGUUUUUAUAUUGUCUGUUAAUAGCCGAAAUAUUUAUAUUUUUGUAACGAUGAAAUGUCAUCUAUUUUAUUAUUAUUAUUUUUUAACCUGUUUUUGUAUCAACUGUCAAUCUUGUAUGGUACUAGCAGCACCAAUGGGAUUGUCUUAUGAGGUUAUUCCAUCUGCUGUGCCUGAUAAUGGAAUGUAUUUGGACAAUUGUUGUUGUUGUUGAUUCAGAGCACUAUAUUUCAUUAUUUACUUUAAUAAAUACAAUUCCUCAUUCA
This is a messenger RNA of Oncorhynchus tshawytscha (Chinook salmon), 863 nucleotides long. It is a transcript of the gene tmem216, whose product is annotated as transmembrane protein 216. Gene Ontology annotation, biological process: non-motile cilium assembly. The transcript is spliced from 6 exons. Lineage: Eukaryota; Metazoa; Chordata; Actinopteri; Salmoniformes; Salmonidae. The record is from RefSeq and is a predicted model, not a curated record. Gene Ontology annotation, cellular component: ciliary transition zone. The coding region runs from base 69 to 500 and encodes 143 amino acids.